CGCUGAUGCCGUGGUGGGUGUGGUGGUGGAUGGAGGAGCAGAGGGUCUGAAAUCGGUCCUGGAGCAGUUCAACUCGACGUCACACGAACAUUCCAUGUCGUCCGAUCCAAGCAGCACAUGCACGGCCUCUUCCUCUCCUUCCACGUCACCGCGGCUCAACGCGGGCGUCAUCAACUUCUUGGCAUGCCGUGCCAUGACCACGCACCACCGACCAGCAGCAGCACCACCAUUUCCCGUCCACUCGCCGGGCUCCUCCACCGGCUCCGCCGACUCCGCGCCGUGGAGUAGCUGCUGCCACCACCGCCACGCCCCGGCCAUGCUGCCCCCGCUGCCGUCCGACACCAGCGACGCCGACGAGAAGCUCCUGCUCAACGUGCUCUCCCGGCACCAGGGCGCCUCCGUGCACAAGGCAGCGACGGUGGCGCUGCCGCUGAAGCAGGGGGCCGCCGAUGCCGAGCGCGCGUUCCGCGGCGUGCGGAAGCGGCCUUGGGGCAAGCAUGCGGUGGAGAUCUGGGAGUCGACGCGGAACGGCGUCAGGGUGUGGUUGGGCACGUUCGAGAGCCCGGAGGCGGCGACGCUCGCUUACGACCAGGCGGCCUUCGCCCUGCGUGGUGGCGCCGCCGUUCUCAACUUCCCCGCCGACCAGGUCCGCCGCUCGCUCGAGGGCACGGAGGAAGGCGUCCGUGGGGUGUCGCCCGUGUUGGCACUCAAGCGGCGGCACUCCAUGCGGAGCCGAAAGGCCGCAGCGUCGGCGGCGGCGUGUCGCAAGGCCCGUGGCCGGCCGGAGGGCGUGGUGAUGGCGCUGGAGGACCUUGGCGCUGAGUAUACCUGGAGCUGGUCGUCGAGUAUGGCGUUGGCGAGGGCGCGGUAGGACUAACAGAGUGAGCGCAGGGGUGUCCGCCCACUUUGGGCAUGAUGCACUCGCGAGCGCGCCGGCUGGCACCGGCGAGGUAUCUUCUGGAGGGCGGGGUGAGUCAUGGGGAUACGCGGGAGGAGGAGGCUGCACGACGUGCGGCUCGUGCUCCCGUGUCUGACUUGGACACUCCUUCUAACCAUGUCCAGCUACAACAAACAACAAAGGUCUGAUGCGGAUUGGUCUUCCCUGCUAUAAGAAACAACGAGCAGUAUUCAGGUUGUCUUACUUGGACCAGAUAAUCAACGAUCCUGAGCUAAAAUCUCCAUCAGGACGCGGAUUGGUCUUCCCUGCUAUAAGAAGCAACGAUUCUUAGCUGAAAGCAGUAUUCAAGUUGUCGUACUUGCUGAGAAUCAAUGAUCCUGAGCUAAAAUCUCCAUCAGGUUGCGUACUUGGACCAGAAAACUCAUUAAUUCCUGGAGUUGGACCAGAUAAGCAUCAUGCAGCCUUCAAGUUCGACUGGGGCACAAGCAACAAGUUCGCCGGAGGUAGAAGAAUGUUCGCCGGAGGUACAAGAAUCUUCGCCGGAGGUAGAAAAAUAUUCGUCGAGCCAUCCAAUAUCGCCAACAAUGGCUACACCACAGAGUAUACACUAACCGAUCAUGAUCUAUGUGCUCAUAUAGCAAUAGAAUCAAAUCCUGGGAAAAAAUUGAUGGUUCAGAUAGAUGGAAGUAUUGUCUUACAAAAGCAAUUAAUGUGCCUGCUAGAUGAAAAAGAGUGGGUCAAUGAUGAUGUGAUCAAUGCAUAUAUAUAUGUUGUAUAAAGGACCAAACACAUCUCCACAAUGACAAUAUUGUAUAUUUUGAGAGUCCUUUUGUUACCUCACUAUUUAAACGUGAUGGCGAGCAUGGCAUACAACAAGAUAGUGCCUUUAUGA
This is a messenger RNA of Hordeum vulgare subsp. vulgare (domesticated barley), 1790 nucleotides long. RefSeq names its product ethylene-response factor C3-like. Gene Ontology annotation, molecular function: DNA binding; DNA-binding transcription factor activity. The record is from RefSeq and is a predicted model, not a curated record. The coding region runs from base 95 to 871 and encodes 258 amino acids. The transcript has 3 exons. Gene Ontology annotation, biological process: regulation of DNA-templated transcription; ethylene-activated signaling pathway. NCBI's taxonomy places the organism in Eukaryota, Viridiplantae, Streptophyta, Magnoliopsida, Poales, Poaceae.